This is a messenger RNA of Sphaeramia orbicularis (orbiculate cardinalfish), 1478 nucleotides long. It is a transcript of the gene eif4a3, whose product is annotated as eukaryotic translation initiation factor 4A3. The transcript is spliced from 12 exons. NCBI's taxonomy places the organism in Eukaryota, Metazoa, Chordata, Actinopteri, Kurtiformes, Apogonidae. The record is from RefSeq and is a predicted model, not a curated record. Gene Ontology annotation, molecular function: RNA helicase activity; ATP binding; nucleic acid binding. The coding region runs from base 113 to 1333 and encodes 406 amino acids.
CGUGCCUUUUCUCUCGCCGUAUUAGCGGUUAGCUGUUAGCACUACACGGGGCGCACCACCAGUUUAGGUCUCUCUAAACCCGGAUUCUGUUUGAAGGUAAAAACAGAGUACGAUGGCCACAGCCGGCGCACAGGGCAGGAAGAGGCUCCUGAAGGAGGAGGAUAUGACCAAAGUGGAGUUUGAGACAAGCGAGGAGGUGGACGUUACACCCACCUUCGACACCAUGGGGCUACGGGAGGACUUGCUCCGAGGCAUCUACGCCUACGGGUUUGAGAAACCUUCCGCCAUCCAGCAGAGAGCGAUCAAACAGAUCAUCAAAGGCCGGGACGUCAUUGCCCAGUCUCAGUCUGGAACGGGAAAAACUGCCACCUUCUGUGUGUCCGUCCUGCAGUGUCUCGACAUCCAGGUGAGGGAGACCCAGGCGUUAAUCCUUGCUCCAACCAGAGAACUGGCAGGACAGAUUCAGAAGGUGUUGCUAGCGCUGGGGGACUACAUGAAUGUUCAGUGUCACGCCUGCAUCGGAGGGACCAAUGUGGGCGAGGACAUCAGGAAGUUGGACUAUGGACAACAUGUGGUCGCUGGGACACCAGGACGAGUGUUUGACAUGAUUCGCCGCAGGAGUCUGAGAACGAGAGCAAUCAAGAUGCUGGUUCUGGACGAAGCCGAUGAGAUGCUUAACAAAGGUUUUAAGGAGCAGAUCUAUGAUGUGUACCGUUACCUGCCUCCGGCCACUCAGGUGGUCCUGAUCAGUGCCACACUACCCCAUGAGAUCCUGGAGAUGACCAACAAGUUCAUGACAGACCCGAUCCGCAUCCUGGUCAAACGUGAUGAAUUGACACUGGAGGGAAUCAAGCAGUUCUUUGUUGCUGUGGAGAGAGAGGAGUGGAAGUUCGACACUCUGUGUGAUUUGUAUGACACACUGACCAUCACACAGGCCGUGAUCUUCUGCAACACCAAGAGAAAGGUGGACUGGCUAACUGAGAAGAUGAGGGAGGCGAACUUCACCGUGUCAUCGAUGCAUGGAGAUAUGCCUCAGAAGGAGAGAGAGUCCAUCAUGAAGGAGUUCAGAUCAGGGGCCAGCCGUGUGCUGAUCUCAACGGACGUCUGGGCUCGAGGUCUGGAUGUCCCUCAGGUUUCCCUCAUCAUUAAUUAUGACCUGCCCAACAACAGAGAGCUGUACAUCCACAGGAUUGGCCGAUCCGGUCGUUAUGGACGUAAAGGUGUGGCCAUCAACUUUGUGAAGAAUGAUGACAUCAGGAUCCUGCGGGACAUUGAGCAGUACUAUUCGACCCAGAUCGAUGAGAUGCCGAUGAACGUGGCUGAUCUGAUCUGAAGUGGAGCCGCUUCUUUUAUUUCUCAUUGCUAUUUUUUAUUUUUAAUAGCUUUAGGACAAACCUUAUUUUGUGUCAACUGUUGAGUGAAGACGACUGUAAAACCUGGAUUUGUUUUUGUAAAUAAAGUUUUUUGGGUUCACCGAA